AUGUUCUGGCGGUUUGGCGGCUAUGCCAACGUGUCGGCAAUCGACUCCAUCUUGGAGAAGAGCGAGUUCACAACCGAGGAGCUCCUCGACGAGAGCGAUUUAAUACAAGAGCUGAAGCAGCACAACACAAAGCUUCUGGAAUACAUAAGGAAACGGGAAGUCCUCGAAAAGCUGCUGGAUUAUGCUGUCGCCCCAAAGCUUGAGCCCGUUGCAGUACCUGACAAGAAAGAGGAGGAUGAGAAGGGCAAGGCGCCAGCCUUCUCUUUCUCCCGUCCAAGAGCGUCAUCGCGAGCUACCGAGCCUGGCUCUGAAGAGGAGGAGGCCGAAAAGCGGCGCAACAAAUAUGCGUUCGUUGCGAGCGAGAUCCUCUCCUCGGACAACUGGUCCGUAAUUGAGGCCCUGAUGGAUGUGCAGAACAGAGAUCUACUCCACACCUUCUGGAAGUUCCUGCAAAGGCCGUCGCCUCUGGAUCCUCUGCAGGCCAGUUAUUUUACCAAGGUCAACGAGACGCUUUUUGACAAGAAGACGGAGGAAAUGAUCACCUUUCUAAAGACUGUGGAUGGCGCUGUGCCAAACAUGCUGCGCCAUGUCGAUAGCCCGAUGGUCAUGGAUCUGUUGCUCAAGAUCAUCACCCUUGAGAGGACAGAUGCGGGACAUGGCAUUGUUGAGUGGCUUUUCACCAAAGAUGUAAUGCCAUCUUUGUUGUCAUUCCUCGGCCCCGAAAACAGCUGGGCAACCCAAACAUCGGCGGGCGACUUUAUGAAGGCCAUAAUCACGGUGUCUGCGAAUGCCUCCCAGAACGAGCAAACAUGCAUCGGCCCGAAUGAGUUGACUAGACAGCUCGUGUCCAAGCCCUGCGUCGAACAACUGAUCGGAUAUAUGCUCGGAGGCGGCAAUGCGCUGACAGUUGGCGUCGGCAUCGUCAUCGAGGUUAUCCGAAAGAACAACUCUGACUAUGACCCGGAUGUGGGCGCCGAAGCAAACUCUGUACCCUCUAGUCGCGACCCGAUCUAUCUUGGGACUCUGCUCCGAAUGUUUGCUGAGGGCGUGCCCAAGUUCAUGAACUUGAUCAUGAUUGGCGAGGAGAAGCCUCAUUUUGAAUCCACUUUUGGGGAGAGAAUCCAGCCGCUCGGCUUUGACAGGUUCAAGACGUGCGAACUCAUGGCCGAACUUCUUCACUGUAGCAAUAUGGGCCUACUCAAUGAGGUUGGUUCAGAGGCCUUGAUAGCAGCGAGGGACGCAGAACGCCACAGAUUGAGGGCUCAGGGAAGCCUGACUGCCAUCCGAGGAGAGGAGGCACCUACCAGCGGAGACGAUUUGACUAUGCGCCUGGGCUCUUCGCCUCCGGAAAGACGGCUCGAAAUCACAAACAUAUCCGACGACGACGGCUUCGAGGAGGUCAUCAACGCAGCAGAGAUGCGGGAGGACACGUCUCACGAGUUCGUCAAGGCUGAGGAAGAGAUCCCUCAGUCACUUCCUGCGUCGUCAUUCCUGGAUAAGGACGAGGAUGAUUUUGUGGACGAGCCCCUCAGCUCCCCGCGACUCAAUGUCUCAGACUCAAAAGUGGAGGAGCAGCACUUUGAAGAACCCGAUAUGGUUGUUCAACCGUUGUCCCCUCGUAAAUUGGCAACCGCAGAACUGGCCAAGACCGAGCCAACAGACUCACCCGAGUCGAACCCGACCUCCCACAAAGUUACAACCACAAUUAAGGAGAUUGAAGGAAUGGUACUUGGUGGUGAGAGCGGAGACGCUCAAUCCGAUGGUUCUGAUGUGAUGAUGACCGAUGCUUCGAGCCUUCCUAUCCACACUCCCACUUCUUCCGUUUCAGAAACGGCUCCUGGGAGUCCCAAACAAAGUGAGGCCAGCGCAUCAGAUGCCAAGCCACCAGGAACAACAUCUGGACCUCUCGAGCCCCAGCCAGAGGAUAUUCCAGCCCCUCUGUUCUCCAGCUCCCCGACAAAACCGACUGCAGAUUCAACUACACAAGGUUCAUCAUCGACAUCCACCGAAGAGAAGUCCACGGACACCAAGGCUGACGAUGCCUCUGGAGGUGUCACAGCCACGACCGGUGCACAAGAAAGUGGCGAUGAAUCCAUUAUUGUCGGCCAUGAAGUCGAGCCGACUGCGACGGAUAGUGAUCAAAUCAAGCCGGUCGUAGGCGACUUUUUGAAAAUGCAGUUUGUGGACUACAAAGUCGUGCCCACAAUAUUGUCCUUCUUCUUCAAGUAUCCCUGGAACAAUUUCCUGCACAAUGUGGUAUACGACGUUGUUCAGCAGGUUUUUAACGGUCCUAUGAACAGGGGCUUCAACCCUACUCUGGCAAUCUCGCUCUUUGAGUCUGCGGACAUCACAGCGCAAAUCAUCAACGGCCAGCUUACUAGCGAGCAAUCCGAGGCCAAGACAAAGACGCGCAUGGGCUACAUGGGUCACCUGACUCUGAUUGCCGAGGAGGUUGUUAAAUUUAACGAGAGGCACCCACCGGAGUUGCUCUCAGAGACAGUGCUCGAAAAGGUCAUGUCUCCGGAGUGGAGCAACUACGUCGAGGGUCCGUUGGCGGAGACUAGGGAGCGCGACAAUGCGAUUCUCGGUGGCGUCCGGCCGGACGUGGCCAUGUCCAACAGGGCCGCUGCUCAGAGCAGCGGGCUUGCUGCGGUAGGCCUGUCCAGCUUGAGUGCCAAUUCUCAGGGCUCGUCGGCCCUAGCCGACGCUGGGUUGAACGGAGGUCUUGACCUUCAAGAGAACGGCGGUUCCAACCUGUCACAGUUUGCUAUCAGCGCAGGAACCAUGGGAGGGCUGUCCGGUUUCGGAAGCUCAAGUGACGAAGAGGAUGAUGAUCAAGAGGAUAACGACGACGACGUCGCAAAUGAGGUUAGUGAAGACUUGCACCGCGAGAACAUAAGGGAGCUUGCUUGA
Pyricularia oryzae 70-15 is the source of this 2913-nucleotide messenger RNA. RefSeq lists its product as uncharacterized. NCBI's taxonomy places the organism in Eukaryota, Fungi, Ascomycota, Sordariomycetes, Magnaporthales, Pyriculariaceae. Gene Ontology annotation, cellular component: nucleus; cytosol. Gene Ontology annotation, molecular function: protein phosphatase regulator activity; protein phosphatase binding. The record is from RefSeq and is a predicted model, not a curated record. The transcript has 3 exons. The coding region runs from base 1 to 2913 and encodes 970 amino acids.